Pelagomonas calceolata is the source of this 1231-nucleotide messenger RNA. The record is from the annotation of a GenBank genome assembly. Lineage: Eukaryota; Pelagophyceae; Pelagomonadales; Pelagomonadaceae.
AUGGCACCGCACGCACAGGCUGCCCGCGGCGCCGCCCUCUACGCGCCGUGUGAGGACGAGCUCAACACUUGGCCGAGAGGCCGUCCGGCAGACGGCAGCGACGACGAUUACGGAUUGAAGGCCGACGGCGCUUUAUCGCAAAAAGCAGCCGAGCUCCUCGACGCGUGCGACGCGGAACCGGACGGCGACCGCCGCUUGGCCCUCGCGCGGCGCGCGUACGCCGCGGCCCCAACGGCCAAGAACGCGCGGCGCGCCUACGCCCUCGCGCUCGCGACGUCUAAAAGGUGGGGCCUCCUCGCCGACCUUUUAGAAAAGUGGGACAUCUCCACAACGUUCGGCGACGGCGACGUCGCGUCGCGCGCCGCGGCGUGCGGCCUGCGCUUCGCGUCGCGCUACGGCGCCGCGGAGCUCGCCGCGCCCGCCGACGUGGCCCUGGGCGCGGCGCAGGCGGCCGCGAAGCGCGCUGGCGACGCUUUUUUUGCGGUCGGCCACUUCGCCGAGGCGGCCGAGGCGUACGGCCGCGGCGUCGGCGUCGCCGCACACCCGACGCUCUCCUGCGACCGCGCCGCCGCGCUCGUCGCCGCGGGCGACUUUCAAGGCGCGCUGGCGUCCUUCGACGCGGCCGUGGACGCGAACCCGUCAUGCUGGCGGUGCCGCUGGGCGCGGGCGCGGUGCGCGGGCGCCGUCGCGGUUCUUUUCGGCGUCCUGAUCCAUGCGAAGGCGCCAACCGAUCGACGACCGUACGCAGGCGCAAGGCCUCGCCCUCGACGAUAACGACGACGACGAGCGCCGCGUCGAGACCGCGCGCGCGCGCGCCGAGGCCGCGGGCAAGGUCGCGUUGGAGGACCUCGCGCGGCUCCGGGGCGUCGACUUUUUCGCCGCCGUCGCGGCGUUACGCGCGGCCGCGACGGCCUCCGUCGCCGCGCUCCAAAAGCGGCGGCGCUCGGCGCAAACGCGCGCGCGGGCGCGUCGCCGGGAGGCGCGCACGACCUACGCUCGGACGGCGCCCGCCCGGACCGUCCGGUCGCACUACGACGUCCUCGGAAUUUCGAGAGACGCCGGCGCCGCCGCGGUGCGCCGGGCCUACCGGAAAAAGGCCCUAGCGACGCACCCGGACAAGACCAACGGCGAGUCCGAGGCCUUCCUCGCCGUCGGCGAGGCGUUCCGCGUCCUUUCCGACCGGGGCCUCCGGGAGGCGUACGACGCGGAGCUCGACCUUCUUUUGUCGUAA